GAUUUAUUGCGUUUUAAUUUGUUUGUCCUAGCACGCUUGCCUUACUGUUUUUAGCUUCUCUGUUGCUACCUCUGUAGCUUCUGUUGGCUUUAUCAUCGGUACAGCUUUAUUACUCCUGUCACUUAUUUUUGUUAACAGUUUAAUUUCAAUUAUACAUAUGCCGCCGUGCUUCGGGACUUUUUUUUUUAUUGAGUCAUGUUUUUAAUUAACAGCAACAUCUUUUCCAUAGCACGGUAUGCUAAAGAGGAGUUUAUUUGAGUGUUUUGAUAAGGAUGGGUAUUUUGUCUACCACAGUGCUCGUCCUUUUUCUGUCUUUGUUAGCGUGUUUAUACAAGGAUCUUUUGUUCAGCAAUGAAGGCAGACUAGUUAGGUCAGGUCAUUUUGAUCAUUAUGAGGUCAUACUACGUAAAAACCCCGAUUAUUCUUAUCCCAGAGAACCAAAGAGCAUUUCAAAGAGUGACAUCCACCCAGAUAUUCCCCAAAGAACCGAAAAUUCUAGAGAAACUGAAUGCACCACAACUCCAGAGAGUCGGUUUGACUGUGGCAGGGACAGGUUGUUGAGCCAAGAGGAGUGCGAGGACAGAGGGUGCUGCUAUGGUCCUCUACCUGGAUCUGCAGGACCACCCUGGUGCUUCUUCCCUGCCCUGUACCCAGGCUAUGACAUGGGACCCCUUACCCCCAGUGAGAAGGGUCAGACUGCCACCCUGACCAGGGCCAACCCUUCCUAUCUCCCCAAAGAUAUCGCCACUCUGAGCCUGGAAGUCAUGGCGGAGACUGCAAGCUGCUUUCACAUUGUUUUAAAGGAUCCAUCCUCUCAGCGGUAUGAAGUCCCCCUCCUAGCUGGUAGCGUUCAGACAGAAGCAUAUACCCAGGAUGUUCUCUUCACAACCGAAUUCCAGCAUGAUCCCUUCGGUUUCAUAGUGCGACGCAAGUCCAAUGGGAGGGUUCUUAUGAACACCACAGUUGCUCCCUUGCUGUUUGCUGACCAAUACCUGCAGCUGUCCACCUCUCUGGCCUCCUCUUUGGUGUCUGGCCUUGGAGAACAUUACACCUCUCUUGUCCUGGACCUCAACUGGACAUCAUGGACUCUUUGGAACAGAGACAUGGCACCACAUGCUGACGCUAACCUCUAUGGCUCCCAUCCAUUCUACAUAGUGCAGGAAGAUGACGGCUUAGCACAUGGAGUUUUUCUUCUCAACAGCAAUGCAAUUGAAGUGAUACUGCAGCCAACACCAGCUCUCACAUGGGUAUCCACUGGUGGAAUCCUGGAUCUGUACAUUUUCUUGGGUCCUGACCCCCAAAGUGUGAUACGACAAUACCUCCAGGUCAUUGGGUAUCCCAUGAUGCCUCCUUAUUGGUCUCUGGGCUUUCAUCUUUGUCGCUGGGGUUAUACAACUACUAAUGCAACCCGCAUGGUUGCAGAACGCAUGCACAGUGCAAACUUUCCUAUGGAUGUGCAGUGGAAUGACCUGGACUAUGCAGACAAGAGAAGGGUGUUCACCUUCGACCCUGUGCGAUUUGGUGAUCUUCCGGAGAUGGUCCAGGAGUUUCAUAAGAAAGGCAUAAAGUACGUCCUCAUUCUGGAUCCGGGCAUUAGCAGCACCAGCCCCCCUGGAACAUACCCGCCUUUUGAAAAUGGUGUGAAACGAGACGUGUUUAUUAAGAAUGCAACUGGAGACAUUCUGAUAGGCAAGGUUUGGCCCGGCCCAACAGCAUUUCCUGACUUCACCAAACCCGAGGCCAGGCAGUGGUGGGAGGACUGCAUCAGAGACUUCUUCUCUAAAGUUCCUGUAGAUGGUCUGUGGAUUGAUAUGAAUGAACCGUCCAGUUUUGUCCAGGGAUCAGUGGUGGGCUGCCCUGACAGUGAGCUUGAGAAACCACCAUACACACCUAGGGUGGUUGGAGGCCAGUUGAACUCAGGGACCAUAUGUAUGUCGGCACAGCAGCAGCUGUCCAGUCAUUACAACCUGCACAAUCUGUACGGAUUGACUGAAGCUUAUGCAACGCACAGCGCUCUCAUGACCAUUCAGGGGAAGAGACCCUUUGUUUUGUCUCGCUCCUCGUUCCCCGGCAUCGGGCGGUUUUCUGGAGUGUGGACAGGAGAUGUGAGGAGUGACUGGGAGCAGCUUCGGUUCUCCAUCCCUGCCGUGCUGCAGUUCAGCCUGUUCGGAGUCCCCCUGGUGGGAGCGGACAUAUGCGGCUUUGAAGGCAACACCAACGAGGAGUUGUGUGUUCGAUGGAUGCAGCUUGGCACCUUUUAUCCGUUUAUGAGGAACCACAAUGACAAGCCCAAUGCUCCUCAGGAGCCGUUUGUAUUUGGGCAGAAGGCCCAAGCAGCCAUGCGGACUGUGUUGAACCUCCGCUACUCCCUUCUACCGUUCCUCUAUACUCUCUUCCAUCGCGCACACACAUCUGCUGACACUGUAGCUAGGCCCCUCUUCAUGGAGUUUCCCUCCGACCCUCAUUGUCGUACCAUAGACCAACAGUUCCUGUGGGGGAGUUCACUUCUCAUCAGUCCUGUUUUAGAGCAAGGCGCAGUAGAGCUGAGCGCGUACCUACCUGCUGGCACUUGGUACCACCUGCAAAAUGGUCAGCCUUUCCACAGUAACGGUCAGUACGUUCAGCUAUCGGCCCCUCUGGAAACAAUCAACGUUCAUGUGAGGGAGGGGCACAUCAUCCCCCAGCAGGAACCUGCUUUGACCACUGCAGCUUCACGUGAAAACCAGUUCUUCCUGACGGUGGCGCUGUCCACUGGUGGCUGGGCACGGGGGGAGUUGUUCUGGGAUGACGGAGACAGCCUUAGAACCUUUGAAACACAAAACUAUUGUUAUGUUAACUUCACUGCUGGACAGUCGCAGAUAGUCAGCAACCCUCUCAACCUCAAUGGAGCUUUGGCCAGUCUUCUUCUGGGAGGCGUCCAGGUGUUUGGAGUGGCUUCACAACCUCUUUAUGUCUUGGUUAAUGGAGAGAAAGUUAUAGACUUUACGUAUAAGAUUGACACAAAGGUUCUAUCAGUGACUCCUCUGGCCUUGCCUAUGUCAAAGACAUUUACAGUCCAGUGGGUUCUAUGAUGCACCAAAUUUGUCAUAUUCUUUGCCUUUGCCCUGUGCUGCUAAAAUGAUCAGCUGCAUUAUUCUGUCAUCACACCAGCAGAUUUUCUUUAAGCCUUUGAGUGUGAACUAAAAAGUAAUUUGUUUUUUGAUAUUUUUUAAAAUCAGGAUCAGUUUGUGAUAUGUAAAAAUAGUAGUGUAAAUAUUGCUUUGUAAGUAGUGUUUGUAAAAUAUGCAAAAAAAACCAACA
Molecule: messenger RNA, 3300 nt
Organism: Gambusia affinis (western mosquitofish)
Lineage: Eukaryota; Metazoa; Chordata; Actinopteri; Cyprinodontiformes; Poeciliidae
Gene: gaa
Product: alpha glucosidase
Exons: 19
Coding region: 273-3071 (932 amino acids)
Biological process (GO): lysosome organization; glycogen catabolic process
Cellular component (GO): lysosomal membrane
Molecular function (GO): alpha-1,4-glucosidase activity; carbohydrate binding
Source: RefSeq, a predicted model, not a curated record